GAGAUGCGAGCGCGGCCGUUUUAUAUAUAGUGGCGGUCUUGCCCACAGAGACGCCCCUCGUAUCGGGUCCUCCGCUACCAGGAUCUGGGACUCCGCCUCCGCCUGUGUCGCCUCCCCUCGCCGGCACGUACCAUGCUUCGCCUCAUCGCCAGAAGGAAUGGUGGUGGUUUUGGUGAUGGGGGCAGGAGGGUGGUGACAGGAAGAGCCGGUGGCUACCGAGAGAGGCGGGUCGGAUUCUCGUCGACGGCGCCGUCGUGGCGGGGGAGGCUGGAUGGAAAGAUUGCUCUGAUAACUGGUGGAGCAAGUGGGCUGGGAAAGGCCACAGCCCAUGAAUUCAUUAAAGAGGGAGCCACUGUCAUCCUGGCCGACGUAGACUCGCAAUUGGGGCCCCAAGCAGCUGAAGAGCUCGGCCCACAAGCCCAAUUUGUCCCAUGCGAUGUGAGUGUCGAGCAACUGGUGGCUGAUGCGGUAGACUUCACUGUGACCAGCCAUGGCCGGCUCGACAUCAUGUACAACAAUGCCGGCAUUGUCGGGUCGAUAGAGAGGUCUGAUAUUUCCGAGCUAGACCUAGACCACUUCGACAGGGUCAUGAAUGUUAAUGUGCGUGGAACCCUAGCCGGAAUCAAGCAUGCUACCCGGGUCAUGGGCCCUCUUGGGUCAGGCUCAAUCAUUUGCACUGCAAGCAUAAGUGGUCUCAUGGGGGGCCUCGGCACACACCCAUAUAGUAUCUCUAAGUUGUCGGUGGCCGGAAUUGUGAAGUUGGCAGCCGGCGAAUUGUGUCGCAAGGGAAUCCGGUUGAACUGCAUCUCACCCUUUGCAAUUCCUACACCACUAGUGAUGCAUCAAUUCUCACAGAUCUAUAAAGGAGUAGAAAGGGAAAGGAUCAUAGAGAUAAUUGAUAGUUUAGGGCAGCUUAAGGGAGCUAAAUGCCAGGAGAUCGACAUCGCAAAGGCGGCCGUCUAUCUAGCAUCAGAUGAUGCCAAGUAUGUUUCAGGCCACAAUCUGGUGGUUGAUGGAGGGUUCACCACCUUCAAGCACCUUACCUUACCCAUCCCUGAUGAAGUGGUUUAAUGUAAUUUGUUUGAGAUUAGGCCAUGUGGGUGACAAAUGCAUCUCUUUGUACGAUAAAAAUCUGAGAGAUUAGCUUGUUGCAGCUUGUGUUUGGUUGUUCCAAUUCCAGAAGAAUGACUAGAGACCAUGAUGUCUCAUAUCAAAACAUAAAAGUCUUCU
Molecule: messenger RNA, 1230 nt
Organism: Elaeis guineensis (African oil palm)
Lineage: Eukaryota; Viridiplantae; Streptophyta; Magnoliopsida; Arecales; Arecaceae
Product: short-chain dehydrogenase reductase 2a
Molecular function (GO): oxidoreductase activity
Source: RefSeq, a predicted model, not a curated record